Molecule: messenger RNA, 2421 nt
Organism: Lottia gigantea (owl limpet)
Lineage: Eukaryota; Metazoa; Mollusca; Gastropoda; Lottiidae
Exons: 14
Molecular function (GO): FAD binding; protein binding
Source: RefSeq, a predicted model, not a curated record
UUAUUUGAUCAGUUUGUCAAUGCUGUUACAUGUAAAUCUGUGUUUAAUACCUUCCACGAACUAUGUACCGUCCUGGGAUUACAACAUGUAGAUCAUCAUAACUUCUACAAGUGUCUAAAAUCUCGACUAACAUCAUGGAGAGCCAAGUCAAUCUGGGAUAAGUUUGAUAAACGUGCUGCUCACAGAGAUUACAGAGGUGGAGCAGCAUGUGCAGAUACAAGAGUGCUGAUUAUAGGUGCUGGACCAUGUGGUUUAAGAAUGGCCAUAGAAGCUGCCUUUUUAGGUGCAAAGACUGUGGUGGUAGAAAAGAGAGACCGUUUCUCUAGGAAUAAUGUUCUACAUCUAUGGCCAUUUCUUAUCACCGAUCUCAAGAAUUUAGGGGCCAAGAAAUUCUUUGGAAAGUUUGCUGCUGGGGCCAUAGAUCAUAUAAGUAUACGUCAGUUACAAUGUAUCUUAUUAAAAGUAGCUCUACUAUUAGGGGUAGAAGUACAUGUUAAUGUUGGUUUUUCUUGUUUAAUUGAACCUCCUGAAGACCAAACAGAUCAUAUAGGAUGGAGAUGUAAAAUAGAUCCUGAGAAUCAUCCAGUAUCAGAAUAUCAAUUCGAUGUUUUAGUUGGUGCUGAUGGUAAACGUAAUACUCUUUCUGGUUUUACUCGUAAGGAAUUCAGGGGUAAACUAGCCAUUGCUAUAACAGCUAAUUUCAUUAACAAGAAUACUACAGCUGAAGCUAGUGUUGAAGAGAUCAGUGGUGUUGCCUUUAUAUUCAAUCAAAAAUUCUUCACUGAUUUAAAGGAUAAAACUGGUAUAGACUUAGAAAAUAUUGUCUAUUAUAAAGAUGAAACACAUUACUUUGUUAUGACAGCUAAAAAACAGAGUUUGUUUGCAAAAGGGGUUUUAAAGGAGGACUAUGCAGACACAAUUCAAUUACUGUCAAGAGAAAAUGUCAACCAAGAUGCCUUGAUGGCGUAUGCUAAAGAAGCUGCUAAUGUGUCAACUAAUUAUCAAUUACCAAACUUGGAGUUUGCUGUCAAUCAUUAUGGUCAAGCUGACUUGGCUAUGUUUGAUUUUACAUCAAUGUUUGCUGCUGAGAAUUCCUCCAGAGUUGUUGAAAAGAAUGGUCACAAGUUGUUGAUGGGAAUAGUUGGUGACAGUCUUUUGGAGCCUUUUUGGCCAACUGGAUCAGGUUGUGCUAGAGGAUUUCUCGGUGCAUUUGAUACAGCUUGGAUGAUUAAGAACUGGGCAGCAGGCAAGAUGAGACCACUAGAAAUAUUAGCAGAAAGAGAGAGUAUCUUCCAAUUAUUAUCACAAACUACACCAGAAAGUCUUCAUAAACUCCACAGUCAUUAUAGUAUUGACCCUAAUACCAGGUAUCCUAACUUAAAUACAAUACGUAUAUUAAAACCUAGUCAAGUUAGACAUCUGUAUGACGGUGGAGAUGCUAAGUUAUUAGAUGAAGAAAUUCCUUCCAAGAGGAGAAAGCAAGGUAUGGUGUCUUUUAAAACUGAAAUGCACAUCCAUAGCUCCAAUGGUUUGGUUGAUCCAUAUAGUUUAUUACGAUGGUGUCAGAAGAUAUUAAACAACAAUAUAUAUCGUCAUGUUCAUAUCAUAGACUUUACUACAUCCUGGAAGAGUGGUCUAGCUCUUUGUGCCCUUAUACAUGCCUUCAAACCAGACCUUAUAAAUUUUAACCAGUUAUUAGAAUCCAAUCCAUUGCAUAAUAAUCAGUUGGCAUUAACUAUAGCUGAGAAAGAAUUAGGUAUAAAUCCUGUUAUGUCAGCAGAUGAUAUAGCUAGUAGUGAUAUACCAGAUAGAUUAAAUAUGAUGGCUUAUUUAUCACAAUAUUACAGAGUUUUUAGAACUGAACCAGUUCCUUUAGCGCCAAUUGUACAAACCCGAAGUCUUUCAAAAGAUGAUAAAAAUACUCGCUCACCUAAACAUCGUACAUCAUUCCUACAAAAACUCAAGGAUAAAACGUUUCAUAAAAUAACUCACGAAGAAAAGUUAGAGGAACAUCAACAUAUAGAACUCACUAAAUAUAAAAAACUACCCAUGGAUGAAAUAGCUAAUAAAUUAACAGUGACCAAUAAAGCUAGCACAUCCUAUACACCAUUCUCACAGAAAUCAAAAGAAGAAGCUCAAGGGGCUGUCAGUGUCAAUGCUAUGGCUGAAAUACUGGCAGCUAAAUUUCGUGGUGAUGUACCUGCUCAACCUGUUGUCAAGAGACUGAAAGGAACACCAACAUUAGCUGCUGCUCAACCAAACAGCGAAUUCUGUAAAUUCUGUGCUAAACGUGUUUAUAUUAUGGAGAGAAUGAGUGCUGAAGGAGUAUUCUUUCAUCGUGGGUGUUUAAAAUGUGAUUUCUGUGGUGUUAUUUUACGAUUAAAUAAUUAUACUGCAGAAAGAGAACCAGACGGUAAGUUU